AUGAAGAAAAGUGCACCCCAGAACCUGACCUACUACUUUUCUGCAAUGAGAGGAGCUGCUGAAUCAGGCGGCUACAAUGCCUGGCCACCCAACACGGCCCUUCACAGCAGGCCCCAAGUCUCCAACUGGCCCCAUCCUUUGGACAUGCCUCAUUUUGACUACCAUGGUGUGUUCAACCCUCAGAAUAUGUGCUCGCUUCCAGAUACCGACUUUAAAGCAGGGGAGCAGAUCAGCCGAGCAGUUCCUACCACUGCCAUAGGACAAGGCACUGCUCAGUAA
Messenger RNA from Knipowitschia caucasica, 279 nucleotides. Lineage: Eukaryota; Metazoa; Chordata; Actinopteri; Gobiiformes; Gobiidae. The record is from the annotation of a GenBank genome assembly.